This is a messenger RNA of Cornus florida, 525 nucleotides long. RefSeq lists its product as uncharacterized. The record is from RefSeq and is a predicted model, not a curated record. The transcript has a single exon. Gene Ontology annotation, molecular function: protein binding. Lineage: Eukaryota; Viridiplantae; Streptophyta; Magnoliopsida; Cornales; Cornaceae. Gene Ontology annotation, biological process: protein import into peroxisome matrix. Bases 52 to 441 code for a protein of 129 amino acids. Gene Ontology annotation, cellular component: cytosol; peroxisomal matrix.
CGCCCAUGACCACCAUCUACCAUACCAUCACCGCCACCCACCUCCAUUUUCAUGGCGGCAUCGCCCUCAUUUUCCGCUGUCUGGCUAACAACCCCACCGCCGCCGUCCACCACUCCAAUUGGAUAUCCCCAAAUCCAAAACCCUAGAAACAAAAUACAAUACAAUAAUCAAUCAAUAAUGCCAUUCUUCAAAACCCCCUUCAAUGGCUACUCUGUCAAGUUCAGCCUCUUCUACGAGCACCGCCUCGCCGUCGCCACCUCUCAAAACUUCGGCAUCCUCGGCAACGGCUGCCUCCACGUCCUCAACCUCUCCCCCUCUGGGCUCAUCUCCCAUUUGCCUCCUUUGACACCGCCGACGGCGUCUACGACCUCGCUUGGUCUAAGUCCCGCGACUCCCUCCUCGUCGCCGAUAGGGGUGACAAAUUUUGACACGGCUCGCUAAUACGACACGAGUUAAACGGAUUUGGGUUGACCUUAAACGGGUUUGGGUCGUAAAGGGUCGACACGAUUAACUCGUUUAGUUAAU